AUGUAUCUAAAGACAUAUCAAAAAGGAAUUUUAUCAAAAUUGCUAUACAAUGAUUUUUAAAUUAUUAUAUACAUAGACACAAUUCUUAUUCAAUUUUCAAGUUUAUAUUCCUUUCUUAAUUAAUAAUGUAUAUAGAACUUCUACUUUCAAUAAAAUUAAUUAUCUUUCCUAUAUUUAUUAUAUAGAAUCAUUGUUUUAACAGGCAAAUUUUAUGAAUAAAAUAACUAUUAUCCAAAUAAGCUUAUUUAUUGA
Molecule: messenger RNA, 252 nt
Organism: Paramecium pentaurelia
Lineage: Eukaryota; Ciliophora; Oligohymenophorea; Peniculida; Parameciidae
Source: the annotation of a GenBank genome assembly